Linnemannia hyalina is the source of this 3555-nucleotide messenger RNA. Lineage: Eukaryota; Fungi; Mortierellomycota; Mortierellomycetes; Mortierellales; Mortierellaceae. The record is from the annotation of a GenBank genome assembly.
AUGGAGCGCGAGAAACCCGAUAACCCCUUCGAAGCCAUUGGAUUCGGAGACUAUGCCUCAUACUUCAAGAACAAAAAAAUCAAGCUCCAGCUCCAGCAGGAUGAAAUUGCUGCAUUGGUGGAGGACGACUUGCCUCAGAUCUUUGAGGGUGUCAUCGUCUACGUCAAUGGAUACACCGACCCGCCUAUCCAUGGAGGCGAAUUUACCCAAUUCCUGUCCAAGAGCAAGAUAACACAUAUCAUUGCUAGCAACCUGACACAGUCCAAGAUGAAAGAGUUUAGAAACUACAAGGUGGCGAAGCCAGAGUGGGUCACGGAGAGCGUCAAGGCAAACAAGCUCCUUCCUUGGCACAACUUCAGCACGAUCCGCAUACCAGGUUCGCUUACACAGUUUCGAUCAGGAUCGCAAUCGACCAAAUCAAGACCAAUGACCCCAUCGACAUCAGGAAGAAGUUCACACACGGCGAAACCGACGGAAGGAUUGAACCCAUACCAGACGCAGGCAGAACCCAAUGUCGACAUGGUCAAUAACGAUACACAACAUACAUCACGCCAGACGAAUGUACCCAAUGCUUUCGAAGUGUCAUCAGCCGGCAACAUAGUUGCGGAGGACAGUAUCGAAAUUGACGACGCACAGGCCAUGCAUGAUACCCCGGAGGUAGAGAUUGAAGCCGCAUUGCAGGACAUGAAUGGAGAUGACUCCUUUUUCGAGGGACUAGAUCUGGAUCAACUUGAUUACCAGCUUACACCACCAACUCAUGCGCCACCCGCUGAACAACAACCACCAGCUACUGUCACACCUCCAGAAUGGGACUCUUUGCCAUUUACACAAGUCCCUAUCGAUUUCCCAACAGAGUCGCCACCUCAGCCACAACUAUCACAACCAGUGGAUCCUCCACCGAUACCGACACCAGUAUAUAAGCCACUCGCCUUCAACCCUUACACCCGAGCAGGAUUACCAGGCAUGAUGCCAGUUCCAGAAUCGGAUAUCACGAUCAAGACGACGGAAAUCGUGGGAUCACAGGCCGAUAUCGAUCCGCAGGAUAAUCGCCAUCCAACAGUCAUCGAACUCUCAGUGCCCUGGAACCGCCAGAAUUGCUCCAUCCAACCAGGAUUCGUUGAAAAGUUUUACCAGUCUUCUCGUCUGCAUUACUUGUCGACAUGGAAGGCCAAGCUGAGAGACGUUACGACCAAACUCCAAAAGGAUCGACCUCCCAUCGUCACCAAAAGCGUCCACAAGACCAUCAUGCACAUCGAUUUUGAUUGCUUUUUCGCGUCGGUGGCGACGAGGGGAAAGCCAGAGUUGCAAGUCAAGCCGAUCGCCGUUGCUCAUGGAACGGGGGGGUCGACCUCCAACAGUGAGAUCGCGUCCUGCAACUACUUGGCGCGUGAUUUCGGAGUCAAGAACGGGAUGCAGUUGCUCAAGGCAAGGACACUCUGUCCGGAUUUGGUGGUGGUGCCGUACGAGUUUCAGCAGUACGAGGAUAUUUCGAUCGAGUUUUACAAGAUCCUCCUGGGAUAUGCAGAUGAGCUGCAGGCAGUGUCGGUGGACGAGGCCCUUGUUGACAUUAGCUCGAAGUGUCUUCCGACCUGGGGUGCAGGGCCGAAUGGCAGUCAGUUCAGUGUCUCGGGAGCUCAGAACACAGAUCCAUCCCGUAUGAGCCCUGUUGCAUUUGCUCUCAAGGUGCGAGAGGAGAUUUUUCUCGCGACGGGCUGUCAUGCGAGUGUUGGAAUCGGCCCCAACAUCCUUCUAGCGAAAUUGUCGACCAAGAGGGCCAAACCACAUGGACAGUACAUUUGGCCUAGUCCACCAGGUUCGAGUAGGACGCUUGAGGAAUUACAAGGAGCUGUGCCGGAUCUCAUUGAGCAAUCGGAGGAGGACCCAAGCCCACCUGGCUCGGCCAACAUGUCGUACACCCAGUCCUAUGAAGCUCCGCCUAUUGUUCGCAAAUCGGUCAUCCGCAAGGAUCCCGUAGUCAAUGACCUUCCAGGAGUCGGAUACAAGAUCUCGCAAGAACUUCUUGAGCGACUCAAUGUGAGAACACUUCACCAGCUACAACAAGUCGCGAGGGAACAGUUGCAAGUCAUCUGUGGAAUGAAGACUGGUGACCUGCUGUACAACUCCUGUCGUGGUAUCGAUGAGACGACCAUUGCCGCGGAUCGGGACAAAGCACGACAGAGUGUCAGCGCCGAGAUCUCGUGGGGCGUGAGGUUUGAGAAUCACCAGCAGGUUGAUGUAUUCAUGCGCGAUCUGGCUCAGGAAGUGAGCAAGCGUCUCAAGGAGAUUGACCGCAAGGGCAAGUCCAUCAUCAUGAAGAUCAUGAAGAGAAAGGCAUUUGUGAAGGGCCCAUGGAAGCACCUUGGACAUGGACCGGUCGACCAGUUUGCUCGAACAGGGCAGCUACCUUUAUACACGGAUGAUCCAGAUAUAAUCGCCAACGAGGCGCUUCGUCUCCUGAACUACUUCAGGUUCGACGUCUUGGAUCUGCGAGGCCUUGGAAUCCAAGUGCUGAAGUUGAAUAAUGAUGUUGUCAACACGGUGUCGAAAGCGGCGUUCGCUGUUCCGGAGACUAGGAAUCAGACUACGUUGACGUCAGCCAUGUUUCAACAAAAAUCGACUGCAGUCAACCCACGACCACUCGACAACAGUGAACCUCCAACAGUAACUCCCACUCAUGAACCACGAGACCCGCCAGUCGAACGACGAGUUGAGCCAGAGAAACCGAUCAUGGAGAUUGAUAGUGGAAUAUUCAAGGAGUUGCCUAAGGAUAUCCAGGAUGAGCUCUUGCGCGAUCACAAGUUGGUUUUCCGAAAUGAAGGUACAUCGGACGUGAGCGGUGGUAGGCCCGUGGCGAUGGUGGAGGGGGGCACGGUGGUAGAGCAGCAGACAAGCGCGCAGAAACAUGAGCUCACGCCCUGGUCGCAACUGGACCCGCGUGCGUUGAUGGCUUUGUCGACUCCUGUUAUGAGGGAUGCGUUGAAGGAGUAUGCCGAGUUGAAACAGACCACUACGUCUUCGAGGCCUCCGUCGACAACAACUGCGACAGAGUCCUCUGGCUUGGAAUUGGAUAGGUCAGUGCUACAAGCGUUGCCCCCCGAGAUUCGCGCCGAGAUUGAGCAGGAAUAUACCCAUAUCAUGGAGAACCAUGAACUAAUCCGCAAACUGGCUCAAACUGGCGAAAGUGGUGGUGGAGGUGCAAGAACGACAACGAAUGCUCAGGCACAAUUCAAGAAGGCUCCUGCCGCACAACAACCAGAGGAGCCAGAACUGGAUGCCGACUUCCUGGCAGCUCUCCCACAAGACAUUCGGGCAGAAGUCGAGGCGGCCCAUCGGAUCGAGUUGAUCAAAAACCGUCGUCGACAGGAGGCAGAACUUGCUGCUCAGAAGGAUGCCGCCUCUGCUGCUACUCGUCAGGGAUCUGGUGGGGCGGCAGGUCCUGGAUUGAAUGAACGGCAAGGUCUUGUGUUGGAGCGACCGACGCUGAUGGGUAGACGGGAGAUUGGAGAUUUGAGGGUGUUGUUGACGCAGUGGGAUUGGCGUGCACUGUACAAAUAA